UACAAACACCUUUUUGCUGUCGAACCUAAUGGAAGUAGACAGUCACGGGCGGCUGGCCUCGAAUUCGUCUUUUGUUUUGUUUCGUUUCGUUUUAUUUGAUAUGCGAGUCUGACGCGGCCUACUUUGGUCUGCUGCCCUUCUGCCUUAUUUCGACUAAAGAGUUUUCGUAGAGAAAUCGUGUUUCUAGUCGAGUUUAGAUUCUGUUCCCUCUUUGGAAAACGUUUUCUUCUCUUGGAGGCCGUAAUCGAAUUUGAGGCAAUAUUUUAAUGAACUUUCUCGCGGAGAAAUUUAGAAAUGAUCUGAAAACUUCUUUCUUACUGAACUAUUGACAACCAUGCAUGGAAUUAUAAGAAUUUAAAUAUAAAAUGAGUUGUCGAAUAUCGGAAGUAGAAUCUCAACCUCCAAGGCCUAAGUCUCCAUGCAGAUUUACCGAUUCUCCCCAGCAACACCCUAGCGGGUGUAUGUUUCGAGGAGUAGAAGUGGAUUCUCAACCUCCACCUCCAAGGCCUAAAUCUCCAUGCAGAUUUACCGAUUCUCCCCAACAGCACCCAAGUGGGUGUAUGUUUCGAGGUAUGGAAAUGGAAUCCCAACCACCAAGACCCAAGUCUCCAUGCAGAUUUACUGAUUCACCACAGCAACACCCCAGUGGGUGUAUGUUUCGAGGUAUAGAAAUGGAAUCUCAAACUGCAAGACCCAAGUCUCCAUGCAGACUAACUGAUUCACCCCAGCAACACCCCAACGCGUGCGUGUUCAGGGGAUUGGAAGCGGAAUCCCAACCUUCAAGGCCGAAGUCCCCAUGUAGGAUAGCAGAAGCACCCCAGCUACACCGCAUACAAAACAACUAUAUGAUGUUAGAUCUCAGAAAGCAAAUUCAGUGGCAAAGUCAGGUGAUAAGGGAUUUAAAAAUCGAACGGGAUCGGCUUACGAAGGAGCUUGCCUCUCGCCUAUUUUACGUCGAAGCACAACUACGCAGGGAACAAAAACAUAUAGAAUCAUUAUUGAAAGAAAAAGAUCAGUACAUCCGCUUUCAGGGAUUGCAAAUUGAAUCCCUCAAAACUAUUUUGUCUAAAGUCGAUUGGGAUUAUAGGCGGCACCAGGACUGCAACCAAAAGUCACGAUCCGCUACGACAAAUUUAUCUGUAAGACGUGGGAAAGUUCCACCGCCAUUGGAUAAGAGAUUUUCCUAUGCCCUAGAUGAAUACAUGAAGGACCACGGUGUCGUGUCUAGAGCUCAACCAGUUAUUGUGCAAGCAGAUUCUGAGGGUGAUAAGAAGCCACAAAAACAAAAGGAUACAUCCUAUGGUUGUUUCCGCGCUCGAAGUCUGCCAGAAUUGCGCAUUGACAAAACUACGGAGAACAGAAAUCCAUCUUGCAGUUUCAGUUCGUAUUACCAGUCCAUAUCCGAUUUGGGAUUACCUCAGGAUAUCAUCGACGAGCUGGCAUCUAGACGCUGGACGUCAGAUUGCGAUUCGGAGCACUCCGACUCAUUGGAUUCUGGGAUAUCCAGCCCCAGCAUCAAGUCACGAAACAUGCACGCCUUUCCCAUGCCUCCCGUAUCAGGUGCAGGGAAAGUCAAGCAAGACAACUCUUCUCAAAGACGUUGUUCGAUUGGCAAUUUUCUCAAUCGCACUUUUUCUCUGUCAUCGUCACAGUUGGAUAAAAUUAAAGAUAACGAAGAGUAUCAAGUGAAAAAUGUCCCAAGUCGCAGACAUGGCUCGUUUUCUGUUUCGAAAAACAAAAGUUUUGACCAUGAUUGCCAUGUUGUGAGGAAACCCGAGGAAGAGCCUAAACCUCGUAAUCGAUUCAUUAGUUCUGCUAAUCGGACUUUUGGAACGAAUCAUAGAUCUGUUACUAAGCCUCGUGAUAUCAAGUUUAGAAAACUUUUUAAGUUUCGACGUCGUAGUGAACCCAUAGAUCAAGGAGCAAUUAACCCUGAAGAUUACAUGACAGUUUAAGAGUAAUUUGUUUAAGAAUAUCUCUAUUUUAAAUUUUUAUUGGUAUUUUUUUUUUACAUUAAUUUUAUAUAUAUGUAUUUCUGAUUUUUAAAUUCGUAUACUAGCAUUAAUAUAUAUAUGAAGGGCUUGGUACAAUAUAAUGAAAAGUCACAUUUUAAAUUUCUUCAAGAAAACGUAUUCAGCGAAAUACACUGCAAUUUAACUGCGUACAACAAGAUGUGUCGGUGCAUUGUGUUGUAAUCUAGUGGAAAUCCUUCUAACUUGUAAAAUACCUGUCCAAAAAAAAAAAGAAAAAAAAAGAAAAAAAAAACUAAGAAACUGUUUUUUACAAUACUGCCCUAAACCCUUUACUUAAUAGUGGUAUUAUACGAAUUAAAAAAACGAAAAUUGUUGUUAUUUGUAAAAUAUUAGGUUUACCUACUUUUUUUUGAAGCAGCAUCAUUUUAAAUUUUAAUAACACGAAUAUAUUAAAUUUCUUAUUAUGGAUUUGAAUACACAUUAGAAUGAGUACCAAUUACUUUUUCAAUCCCAUAUUGUGUAUUAUUUUUAAUUACACGAAUAUAUAAAAUUUCUUACUAGGGAUUUUUAUACACAUUAGAAUGAGUACCAAUUACUUUUUCAAUCCUAUAUUGUGUAUUAUAUUUAAUUACACGAAUAUAUUAAAUUUCUUAUUAUGGAUUUUAAUACACAUUAGAAUGAGUACCAACUACUUUUUCAAUCCCAUAUUGUGCAUUAUUUUUAAUUACACGAAUAUAUUAAAUUUCUUAUUAUGGAUUUGAAUACAUAUUAGAAUGAGUACCAAUUACUUUUUCAAUCCUAUAUUGUGUAUUAUAUUUAAUUGCACGAAAAUAUUAAAUUUCUUAUUGUGGAUUUUAAUACACAUUAGAAUGAGUACCAAUUACUUUUUCAAUCCAUAUUGUGUAUUAUUUUUAAUUACACGAAUAAAUUAGAUUUCUUAUUAUGGAUUCUCCUACACAUUAGAAUGAGUACCAAUUCCUUUUACAAUUCUAUAUUGUGUAUUACGAUAUUGUUUUGGUUAUAAAAUCUGACUAUUCCAUUACAUAUUAAGUUAAAUAAAUAAGAGAUACGUCAAAGGAAACAAUGAUUAUCGAAAACAAGGAUAAUGACGAAACAAAUUCAAAAUGUACUCAAUACAGUGCGACACAUGACAAAGGGGGGAGGAGGUAUGGUGAAGUAUGACACUGUGACAAAUGGGAGGGAGAAGACAAAAAUAUUGAAAGAAAGUUUGACAUCAACAAUGAACAAUUCCAAUUUGGGAAUAAUACAGUACUCCCUACUUUGAUGAGCAUUAUCAAAAAUCGGAGGGAAAAAAAUUAAAGGGAUGGAAAUAAUCGAACACGGAAUAAAUAGGGCAAUGUAAGUACCACAAAUACUUAAAAAUAAUUUAUGAUGAUUUGUGCGAGAUUUUCAUUCAUAUAAAUUUUUUUAGAAACCAUUUUGUACGAUUUUUUGAAACAAGGUUUUGAUGUCUUAGGAAAUGAAUAUUGGCCACUAAAUUUUAAAGUAAUGACGACGCAGACAAGUAAAAGAAACUAUGUAAAUAAUUAUUUGUUAUCAAUAAUCUAUUCUAUUUACACUUUGUAAUUUUAUUUUAAUAUUGAAACUGAAAUAAAAUAGUAUAUGACUUAUAGAAGUGAUACUAGUUUUUGAUAGAGCUAAAUUUAUCCUUCGUCACAGGCUUAAAUUAUGUUAAAUUUUAGUAAUGAUUAAAUAAAAUUAGAUGCGGUGAUUUCUUAUUUAUUAAAAGAUG
Parasteatoda tepidariorum (common house spider) is the source of this 3726-nucleotide messenger RNA. RefSeq lists its product as uncharacterized. NCBI's taxonomy places the organism in Eukaryota, Metazoa, Arthropoda, Arachnida, Araneae, Theridiidae. The record is from RefSeq and is a predicted model, not a curated record.